GAACGGAUCACAGUGACGCUCUGCCUCUCGCGCCUGCCGCAGCCUAAUGAACCUCGCCUCUUGCUGCGGUCUCACAACAAAACAAAAGGCCUUAAAAUCAGCGACAUAUGUUAAGCAACGAUAGAUCACCUCAACCAGAAUGACGGAGACCACCAAAACGCAUGUCAUUUUGCUGUCAUGCGGAAGUUUCAACCCCAUCACGAAGGGACACAUCCAUAUGUUUGAAAAAGCCAGAGAGUACCUACACAAGACCGGGCGAUUCAUUGUGAUCGGGGGUAUCAUCUCACCAGUACAUGAUUCCUAUGGCAAACCGGGCCUUGUCUCAAGCAGACAUCGUCUCACCAUGUGUCAGCUGGCAGUUCAGUCUUCUGAUUGGAUCAGAGUGGAUCCUUGGGAGUGCUACCAGGAGACCUGGCAGACCACUUGCAGCGUUUUGGAGCAUCACAGAGACCUAAUGAAGAGAGUCACGGGGUGCAUUCUGUCCAACGUCAACACACCUUCCACAACCCCUGUGAUUGGCCAGCCCCAGAAUGAAACCUCUACCAUUUACCAAAACACCGCUAACAAGUCUGUGGCUAUUAAGCUUUGGGGAAAGAUGAGCGAAAGCCUGGGCAAAAUUUGCUGUGUUCGCCCCCACAUGGAGCGUUUUACCUUUGUUGACGAAAAUGCCAACCUUGGUACUGCAAUGCGUUACGAGGAAAUUGAGUUGCGUAUCCUGCUCCUUUGUGGCAGCGAUCUUCUGGAAUCUUUCUGCAUCCCUGGCUUGUGGAACGAAAGUGAUAUGGAAGUGAUUGUGGGGGAUUUCGGGAUAGUGGUGGUUCCUCGGGAUGGAGCUGACACAGAAAGGAUAAUGAACCAUUCAUCUGUGCUCCGAAAGCAUAAGGACAAUAUAAUCGUGGUGAAGGAUGAAAUCGACCACCCGAUGUCAGUCGUCAGUUCCACCAAGAGCAGACUGGCUCUUCAGCACGGCGACGGUCACGUGGUGGAUUACCUGAGCCAGCCCGUCAUCGACUACAUCCUGCAGAGUCAACUCUACAUCAACGCUUCUGGAUAGGCCGGAGAAGAAGUCCACUUCCGAGCCGUCAGUCAUCCCUGUCUGUCUCUCUGUGUGUAAUCUAGAGUAUAAUCCUCCUGUGCUACCACUGCUUUUCCAUGUAGAGGAGCAUUAAUCUGUCCUCCCCUCUUACUCGUGUCUCAUUGGGAUGUACAGCACUGUGCCUGAGGGAUCUGCUCCACCAAUCAGCUUUAAGGGACUGGGUGGGCUUUGGUGCCCAAUAGGAGGAAGAGGAGAGAGCCUCGCUGCCACUAUGACAGAGAAAGAGAGCGUUUUUCGAUUGAAUUAGAUGAUUCAUUUGCCUGCUAUACUGUCGGUCUUUGCUGUUGAUUUAAUACUCUCUGUUCUCGUAGUUGCAUGCCUAAGGGUUUUCUUUCAGCGCAUGAGUGUUUAAAACACCACGUAGACCGUAGUCUGUGGUUGCAGUGUUUGCAAAAAAAACUGUGCUUAGACUCAUCUCAUCUCUGAACACAUUUUCUACUCACCAUUCAACUGUAUGUACAGAGAACAUCUCAUAUACUGUAUUAUGCCUCAAUGUUUUGUCUUCAAUGUGCAUUCAUGUAUACGCGGAGUAUUUGGUUGCACAUUAAAGAAUGCGAUUUCAUUUACUUUGCUUUCGUGCACAUUUACUUCUCCACAGCUGCUUUCGCUCGACAUUAACCUGCUAACGUCCCACGGAUGUGACGUCUAGUAAAGCCGGUCACUGCCUGUGCAUCAGACCAUUCGUUUCAGGAUGAGAUUCCUUGCACUUUCGCUCGUUUUGUGGAGAGAUCGCCAAAAGAGACGACAGAAGUCUUCGCUUUUAAACUAUUUUUAAAAGGUGGAACAUCCUUUGAAUGAUUCAGUUAUGAUUUGAGCUGACAUGAAAUGUCAACCUGCUACACACCUAACACAACCUUUAUAAAUGAGUCAAAGUGUAUUUGAUGAGAAGAAUAACAGAUUUAGCCAAUUAUGUAUAUUAUGCAUAAUUGAUUUCGCGAGUUGAAGACUUUACGAUAUGAAGAAGACUUCAGUAUUACUGUGAUCAUUGUUUUUUCAUAGAACGUUUUAAGUCUCAGGUAAAAAAUGGUUUGAUUUUGAUCAUUUUAACCGGAGACUUUUCAUAAAUGAAACUAGAACGGUAAUCUUAAAAAAUGUGAAGCUUAUUCAAAUACUGAAAUUGUAACUUUAUUAGAUAUUCCUUAUGUAACACGUCGUACCCAGCGUUGGUCGGUCGGUUGAGUUCAUUGUCACAUACAUUAAAAGACUAAUGUAACACCCCCAUUUAAUUUUUUUAAUUAUGCUUCUCUAAUAUACAGAGAAUUAUUAAACACACACUGAUACCUCACUGUUUGUAUCAACAUAAAUUCAUGAUUAUUUUUUUCAUUUUCAUUGAGCAGUCACUAUAGCAACUAGUAUGUCGGAGAUCACUAGGACACAGUUUUCUCUCAAUGUAAAAAAAUAGUGGGAAACAUAUUUUUUCAUGGUUUUGGCAUGCUUCUGUAGCUCAGCAAUCUUCACUGCUUCCUUCAUGCCUUCAUUCAAAACCACAAGCGACGAAAAUAGAUAUUGUUGAUGAUAUUGUUUGUUUCUUGUAUUUUUAUUGCCCUCUUGCUUUUAAAUUAAAUCUCACUGUAUACAUAUAAAACACCGUGCAACAUUAUAAGGUUCUGUUUCUUAAGAUGCUAAAACUGUAGAUCUUAAUUUUAGGCGUCGAUAUUAUUAAUUUUUUUUUUAGUUAGUUGUCUAAGGUGUAAAGCAUGUGUAAGUGUGUCUGCGUAAUGUCAUAUGAAUAUAUUUCUACUUUAUAGUGGCUAUUCGAUAAGCAUUCAAAAACUCAAAACGUAUGUUGCCAUGAAAAUAACUAGUGUCCUUGAUGACGAUACUGAAUUUAAUAAAACAAAACAACACAAAAGAA
Messenger RNA from Puntigrus tetrazona (Sumatra barb), 2951 nucleotides. It is a transcript of the gene nmnat2, whose product is annotated as nicotinamide nucleotide adenylyltransferase 2. Gene Ontology annotation, biological process: NAD+ biosynthetic process. NCBI's taxonomy places the organism in Eukaryota, Metazoa, Chordata, Actinopteri, Cypriniformes, Cyprinidae. The coding region runs from base 140 to 1054 and encodes 304 amino acids. The record is from RefSeq and is a predicted model, not a curated record. The transcript is spliced from 11 exons. Gene Ontology annotation, cellular component: Golgi apparatus. Gene Ontology annotation, molecular function: nicotinamide-nucleotide adenylyltransferase activity; nicotinate-nucleotide adenylyltransferase activity.